CCCACCCAAGCUCCGAUAGGAAGUGUAAAAAGCCGUUCCUGUCCAACAAAGAAGCCAACCGCAGCACCCAUUCCCUGCCAGAAGAGAGGGAAUAAAAGCAGUCAUAGAAGGAGCACUCACCUCUGAAACCUUUUUCCCUAUGCUCCCAACCUUCUCAUCACCGCCAAGAUGCAUAUCCAUCUUAAUCUUUGCCUCCUUCGUUAUCACAAGUGCGACGGCCCCUGCAAGUAUUCGACCAUGGCUCGACCGCGACAGACAGCCGCACAAGCUCGAGCCCAGCAGCAGGCAGCAUCACUGGCGCGCUGUCCCUACGGACCCAAGGUCACUAAACUCCUGGGGGAACCAACCGUCCAUGUACAUGAAACCCGCAAGUUCCAUUACGACAUCAAAACUCCGGGAUACCACAAGGGUCGCGGUGGCGAGACGCACAUCUGUAACUUGCAACGCGAUGCCAACGCCAAAUAUUGAGAGCGGGACAAGCCUCGAGGCAAGUAAUCAAGGAUCGAAGGAGGCCGCUGCGCCUAGGGGGCCUUCGACCGGUGGCAACAUGGGCAUCUGGAUUGCGGUCGGGGUGUUCUGCGCGGUCUCGGUUUUGCUAGGCGUUGGGGGGCUGCUGGCAGAGGAGAGCGCAAAGCCGUCGUGGGAGGGUCAAUAUUAGGGUUGAAUGGAGGUUCGGCCGAGGAAGAUGGUGUCAAUGGAAAGAGAAAGAAGAAGGGCAAAGGAGGGCAAAGGAGGAGAUGUCGU
This is a messenger RNA of Neurospora tetraspora, 744 nucleotides long. RefSeq lists its product as uncharacterized. NCBI's taxonomy places the organism in Eukaryota, Fungi, Ascomycota, Sordariomycetes, Sordariales, Sordariaceae. Bases 140 to 658 code for a protein of 172 amino acids. The transcript has a single exon. The record is from RefSeq and is a predicted model, not a curated record.